This is a messenger RNA of Quercus robur (English oak), 828 nucleotides long. RefSeq lists its product as uncharacterized. NCBI's taxonomy places the organism in Eukaryota, Viridiplantae, Streptophyta, Magnoliopsida, Fagales, Fagaceae. The record is from RefSeq and is a predicted model, not a curated record. The transcript is spliced from 2 exons. The coding region runs from base 1 to 828 and encodes 275 amino acids.
AUGGACUCAAGGAAUUAUUCAUCAUUCAUUGAUCUCGUACGGGGGAAUAUUAAUCUUGAGGAUGAAAUUUUCGAUGUAUCUGAAAGUAGUCCCCUGUUAGUCGAAGAUUCUCCAGUGAAUGAUGAAGCUGCCACUUCUAAGAAAAAACAAGCACGUGGUGUCAACUUCAGUGUUGAGGAAGAUAAGCUGCUUGUAGCAGCAUGGCUCAAUACCAGUGUUGAUCCUGUGUAUGGUAAUGAGCAACAUAAAACAUUUUAUGGUAAAGUUUCCAAAUACUUUAUGGACCAAAAGACUGAUUCUACACGUAGUGUUGCAUCCCUAACAACCCGAUGGGGAACAAUUAAUAGGGAAGCAGUUAAAUUUGUUAGGUCCUUAGCUAAAAUUGAAGCAAAGAAUGAAAGUGGAACCACGGCUCAUGACAAGGAUUAUCCAAAGUGGGCAUCUACUAUGCCUAGGGGAUAUUCAAGAAAAGAAAUGCCUCAAACUCCAGAUUUAAUAGAUCAAGGAGUGGGGGUUGAUGGCAUUAUGGAUUUCGAGAGGCCAAUAGGUAGAAAAGCUGAAAAGGCUAAUCGAAAAAGAAAAGAUGAUGGGAAAGAUAUUGCAACGCAAUAUUUGAAAAAGAAAAUGAAAGUUCUUGAAGAAGGUUGUGUAGCCAAAAAAGAGAGAAUACGUAUCAAAGCGGAAAAGGUUCGCUUGCAAGAGUUGAAAGAGAAUGAAAGAAUUAUGAUGCUAGACACAAGUGGCAUGAAUGAAGACCAAAAAGCUUUUUAUGAUGGACUCAAAAAGGAAAUCCUUGCAAAACAAAGAUCAAGUCAUUUGUUGGGUUAA